GAGGCUGAGGACGGGAUGCGCAGUUCACCAGCUGACAAGUGCAUAUCGGACAAAAGCGCAGCAGAGCGGGUGGCGAGCAUCCGCAUCCUUACCGAGUGAGUUUUUUUUCCCUCCCCCCUGUCCUAAACAUCCUGCACAGCUGCUUGGCGACAGGAAAUAUAGAACUGCGUUACCUCCUGAGGGGGGGACAGCUGCAUUGUUGGAACUAUUGGCUGAGCUUGAUUUCGCCUGGAGGACUACUGGGAAAGAUUUCGGAGCAGAAAGACACGUUUCUCACGGAGCUGGCAGCUGAAGCUCUCAGCCUCACCACAACCGAACGGAGCUGCACGACGUCCUGUGUAUGUAGCACAAAAGUCUGCCGCUCCGGAGACGCACGGAAUAGGUUUCGGCGUCAGAGCACACAAAGAGGUUUUCUGUGGAGCAGGCGAAAGAAAGACUCCGAGGAUAAUAAUCCUCUUUUUGCUUAAUUGCACGCGUAAAAAGGACCGCUUAGCACUCUGCCCACUGCUGCCUGUAAGUUUGGACUAAAGCGCACCGCUGGAAGUUUAUGUGCUGCUGCCUCGGACAGAGUCGCAGAAGCUUCUUGCAGGUGUAGCCGGUGGACGGCUGAGCGGACUGAAGAAGUGGCCGACAGAGGUUCAGAAGUGGGGAGGAGGGAUUUGGGAAGAAAUCAGUCACAGGACGAGAAUCACAGUAAAGAGUGAAUUAAUCCAGUGGUGAGGCUCUCAGGAGAGUGUUGGUGGUGUAGGGGAGGGAGUUGGAUACCCAGUAUGCAGGCAGCAUGGAAAGGGUGAGGGAGCAGCGGCCUUUCUGCUCGCUGUCCAAGAGCCAGAGAGACCGGGAGAGAGACUGCGAGAGAGAAAAGGAUCGGGAGCGUCGUUACACCGCCUCCUCUACUGACCGGGACGAGGGAGCCUGCCGUGUGCCCACUCAGAAAUCGUACAGCUCUAGUGAAACCCUUCAGGCCUUUGACCAUGAUCCCUCACGAAUGCUGUUUGGAGGCAGAACCAAGGAGAUGGUCCACAAGGAGACAGUGGAGUACACCAGGCCAGGGCAGACAUUUUCAUUGAGGCAACUCGGGAUUUGUGAGCCACCGGCUCGCAGAGGCUUGGCUUUCUGCCCUGAGACGGGCCUGUCCCACCCACUCAGCAGCUAUUCCAGAGGACCGGUCGCCACAGAAAACCAUGAACCUGUAUCACCGGAACGUACCAUGACUCUUUGGGGAACGGGGGCAAAAUCUGGUCAGAAUUCAUGCCUCUCCAGUCGCUCCAACUCAGCACUCACGCUCACUGACACGGAAAUGGACAAUAAAUCGGACACCGAGACGGGUGACCAUCUGUCUAGUCAGCAGGUCCCACCUCCUCUCCCACCGGCCCCGCCCCCACACAAGCAGCACCCGUCCAUCACAUCCCUGAGCCGCAGCUCACUGGCCAAUCAAAGGAGCCCGAGUCCCCCACCCACAGCCGGCCUGGCGGCUGACUUGCAGAGUACGGCGGAAUGCGUCCAGCUGCAGGACAGCUGGGUCCUGGGCAGCAAUGUGGCCCUGGAGAGCAGGCACUUUCUUUUUAAAACAGGCACAGGGACGACACCUUUCUUCGGCACAGCAGCCCCUGGUUACACAAUGGCAACAGGGACUGUUUACUCAACACCUGCGCGUCCCUUGCCUAGAAACAGCCUGUCCAGAGGGGCUUUCAAGUUCAAGAAGUCACCUAAACACUGCUCCUGGAAAUGCACCGCCCUGAUCGCUGUUGGCAUAGCUGUGGUGCUGUCUAUCAUUCUCUGCUACUGCAUAGCGAUGCACCUUUUCGGCCUCAAUUGGCAACUCCAAGAAUUGGACAACCAGCCAGCUUUUGAAAAUGGAGGAAUUGGGAAGAUCAGACCCACUCAGUCAAGUAUAGUGACAGUUUUGGCUGCUGAUGGAAGGAGUGGCGUACUUCAUCAGGAGAACAACUCCAUCGAUACCGGGCAGGUUGACAUUGGGAAAAAGGUGGCUCAGAGCAUCCCACCUGGGGUCUUCUGGCGUUCCCAACUAAGCAUGGAGCAACCACGCUUCCUCAAGUUCAACAUCUCGGUGCAGAAGAACGCACUGAUCGGAGUUUACGGGCGAAAGGGUCUUGCACCAUCUCACACUCAGUAUGACUUUGUAGAGCUACUGGACGGCAGCCGGCUUAUCGCCAAAGAGCAUCGGACUUCAAUCGAACAAGACACGAGGGUCCGGGUGGAUCACCCAGUAACUGUCCACCAAGCCGGAUUCAUUCAGUACCUGGACUCAGGGGUGUGGCACUUCGCGUUCUACAACGAUGGAAGAAGCGUGGAAGCCGUCUCCUACAACACCAUCAUCCAGGAAUCUGUGACAGAGUGCACACACAACUGCUACGGGAAUGGAGAGUGUGUGGCAGGAUCGUGUCACUGCUUCCCUGGAUUCAUAGGACCAUACUGUUCCAGAGCUGCCUGUCCUGUGCUGUGCAGCAGUAAUGGUCAGUACACCAGGGGGCGCUGUCAGUGCUAUAGUGGCUGGAAGGGCAACGAGUGCGAUGUUCCUGCCUCCCAAUGCAUUGAUCCUCAGUGCGGGGGACAUGGACUGUGUGUUGCUGGAAACUGUGUGUGCAACGCCGGCCACAAAGGAGUCAACUGUGAUCAAGUGGACUGUGUGGACCCGACGUGCUCCGGUCAUGGAGCCUGCCAUCACGGCGAGUGCCACUGUAACCCGGGCUGGGGAGGCAUCAGCUGUGAGAUUCUAAAGAGCACUUGUCCAGAGCAGUGCUCCAGUCAUGGCACCUUCAAUACGGACUCAGGAACCUGCAUCUGCGAGGCCAACUGGACCGGGGCGGACUGCUCUAUAGAGGUGUGUGUGGUGGACUGUGGUCCCCAUGGAUCUUGCAUCGGCAGUGUGUGUCACUGCGAAGAAGGCUGGACAGGACCAGAAUGUGAGCAGAGGGACUGUCACCCACGCUGCAUCGACCACGGAGUCUGCCGAGAGGGCAAGUGUGACUGCCACCAGGGCUGGACGGGGGAACACUGCACCAUCGCCCUGGAUUCCAGAGUAUCAGGAGCAGUCAAGAUAGGAUAUAAAGACGGCUGCCCUGGGCUGUGCAACAACAAUGGGAGGUGCGUCUUGGAUCAGAACGUCUGGCACUGCAUCUGCCAGUCAGGUUGGAGAGGGCUCGGUUGCGAUGUCGCGACCGAAACACUCUGCUCUGAUGGCAAGGAUAACGAAGGAGAUGGGCUUGUCGACUGCAUGGACCCAGACUGCUGCUUUCAAAUCGCCUGCCAGGGUCAAACUUACUGUCGUGGCUCAAAUGACCCCUCUGCAGUCGCUGGCCAAGGCCAGAGUGCAGCCACCCAGACUUCAUCAAAGAGCUUUUACGAACGCAUCAGUUUUUUGAUCGGCCCCAGUGGCAGUCACGUGAUACCUGGGGAUAACCCUUUCAACAGCAGCCUGGCAUCAGUCAUCCGGGGUCAGGUACUAACGGGAGACGGGACGCCUCUGAUUGGAGUCAACGUGUCUUUCCUGCACUACCCACAGUAUGGCUACACCGUCACACGGCAAGACGGCAUGUUUGACCUCUUGGUUAAUGGCGGUGCCUCUUUGACGCUGAGUUACGAGCGUGCUCCGUUUCCCACGUUGUAUCGCACUGUGUGGCUGCCCUGGAGCAUCUUCCACGUGAUGGACACUGUGGUGAUGAAGCGGGAAGAGAACGACAUCCCCAGCUGCUACCUGACAGGCCUGACCAGGCCUAACCCCCUCAUCCUGGCCACGCCCCUCUCCACUCUGUACAAGACCUCCCCAGAGGACAGUCCCAUCAUCCCCGAAACCCAGGUACUUCAUGAGCAAGUGGCCAUACCAGGCAGUGACCUCAACCUGGUCUACCUGAGCUCCAGGGCAGCUGGCUACAAGCCCAUCCUCAAGGUGCUCCUGACCCAGGAGCGUCUCCCCUUUGGCCUGAUGAAGGUCCACCUGAUGGUUGCCGUUAUGGGCCGUCAGUUCCAGAAGUCUUUCCCUGCCUUCCCUGACCUUUCCUACACCUUCAUCUGGGAUAAAACAGACGCCUACAAUCAGAAGGUCUUUGGCCUGGCAGAGGCUGUGGUGUCAGUGGGAUAUGAAUAUGAGUCCUGCCUUGAUGUGGUGCUCUGGGAGAAGAGGACAGCGGUGUUACAAGGCUAUGAACUGGAUGCCUCCAACAUGGGGGGUUGGAUGUUGGACAAACAGCACAUAUUGGACAUUCAGAAUGGCAUUCUUUACAAAGGUAGUGGGGAGAACCAGUUCAUCUCUCUCCAGCCCCCGGUGAUUUCCACUGUGAUGGGGAAUGGACGGCGCAGGAGCAUUUCGUGUCCCAGCUGUAACGGGCAAGCUCAGGGCAACAAGCUGUUGGCACCAGUGGCUCUGGCGUGGGGCAUUGAUGGAAGUCUCUUUGUGGGAGAUUUUAACUUCAUCCGCCGGAUCUACCCUUCUGGAAAUGUGACAAGUAUCAUGGAGCUGAGAAAUAAAGACUUUAGACACAGCAACAACCCAGCACAUCGGUAUUACCUGGCAACCGAUCCAGUUACCGGCCAGCUGUAUGUAUCAGACACGAACUCCCGGCGGCUCUUCCGACCAAAAAUUCUAAGUGGAACCAAGGACCUGCAGUCCAACGCAGAGGUGGUAGCAGGAACCGGUGAACACUGUCUGCCCUUUGAUGAGAACCACUGUGGUGAUGGAGGCAAAGCACCAGAGGCCUCGCUCAUAGGACCCAAAGGCAUCGCAGUGGACAAGAACGGGCUGAUUUAUUUUGUUGAUGGCACUACGAUCAGAAAGGUGGACCAGAACGGCAUCAUCUCCACUUUCCUCGGCUCCAACGACCUGACAUCGGCUCGUCCUCUGACCUGUGACAGCAGCAUGGACAUCAAUCAGGUGAUUUUGGAGUGGCCCACAGAUCUAGCAGUUAGCCCAAUGGACAACUCCCUGUAUGUACUGGACAACAACAUAGUGCUGCGCAUCACAGAGAACGGUCAAGUGAGCAUUGCAGUGGGUCGACCUGUCCACUGCCCAUUGGCUGGACUGGACCGUGGUGUGGCUGGUGGUCAAAGGGCACAUUUGACCCCACUAGAAUCUGCCAUUUCCAUUGCCAUUUCUUACCAUGGUGCCAUCUACAUAGCAGAAACAGAUGAGAGGAAGAUGAGCAGGAUCCGGAAGGUUUCUGUGGAUGGUGAGAUAACGCACUUGGCCGGGGCCAUCUCCGACUGCGACUGCAAGAAUGAUGCCAAUUGCGACUGUUACCAGACAGGGGAUGGCUAUGCCAAAGAUGCAAGGCUCAAUGCUCCAUCUUCUUUAGUGGCAGCUCCAGAUGGAACACUCUACGUGGCAGACCUAGGGAACAUCCGAAUCCGGGCCAUCUCUAGAAACGGGCCAACUUUGACUUCCAGUGCCAGUACAUAUGAGGUGGCUUCCCCUGAUGCUCAGGAGCUGUAUAUAUUUGACAGCAAUGGUACACACCAGCACACUGCGAGCUUGCUCACUGGAGACUUAAAAUAUACUUUCAGCUACAGCACUGAGAACGACAUCACGGCUGUCACUGACAGCAGCGGCAACACUCUAAGAAUCCGACGAGACCCUAAUCGCAUGCCAGUACGCGUUGUUGCUCCUGACAACCAGGUUAUCUGGCUGACUAUGGGCACCAACGGUGGUCUGAAAACGCUCACAGCGCAGGGUCAGGAGCUGGUGCUUCUCACUUACCAUGGUAAUAAUGGUCUGCUGGCUACAAAGACAUCAGAGAUUGGCUGGACAACUUUCUAUGACUAUGACAGUGAAGGCCGGCUAAUGAAUGUGACGUUCCCCACUGGAAUGGUGAAUAACUUGUACACGGACAUAUAUAGUGCUUUGACGGUGGAUAUUGAGAGCUCCUUGACAGAGGAGGAAAUCAGCAUUACAACGAAUACCUCAACCAUUCGUGCCUUCUACACUCUGGCUCAGGACCAGUGUAGAAGUAGCUAUCAAGUGGGCUUUGACAACUCGCUAAGGAUUACCUAUGCCAAUGGGAUGGACACCCACUACCAGACUGAGCCCCACAUCUUGACAGGAGCCGCCAACCCCACAGUUGCCCGGCGCAACAUGAGCUUACCGGGAGAAAGUGGGCAGAACUUGGUGGAGUGGCGUUUCCGCAAAGAACAAGCCAGGGGGAAGGUGAUUGUGUUUGGACGCAAGCUAAGGGUGAAUGGACGAAACAUUCUUUCUGUUGAUUAUGAUCGCACCCUGAGGACAGAGAAGAUUUAUGAUGACCACAGGAAGUUCCUUUUAAAGAUUAUAUAUGACACUGCAGGCCACCCAGUCCUCUGGGUGCCCAGCAGUAAGCUACUCCCAGUUAAUGUGAGCCGCACAAGCAGCGGGCAAAUCAGUGCCCUGCAGAGAGGUCCCACCACAGAGAGACUCGCGUACGAUAGCCAAGGCCGCCUGAUUUCCAGGGUGUUCGCUGAUGGAAAGAUAUGGAGCUACACCUAUCUUGAGCAGUCCAUGGUUCUCCUGCUCCACAGUCAGCGCCAGUAUAUAUUUGAGUUUGACACUCUGGACCGGCUUUCUGCUGUCACCAUGCCAAGCGUAGCCCGCUACACCAUGCAGACCAUCCGUUCAGUGGGUUACUAUAGAAACCUUUAUCAUCCCCCAGAGAGCAACGCCUCAGUAGCUAUGGACUUCAGCGAAGAUGGCCUCCUACUUAGAGUAGCUCACUUUGGCACAGGUCGUAGAGUCCUGUACAGAUACCGCCGGCAAAAUAAGCUGUCAGAGAUCCUUUAUGACAGCACAAGGGUCAGCUUCACCUAUGAUGAGACAGCAGGGGUGCUGAAGACAGUCAACCUACAGAAUGAGGGUUUCAUCUGCUCCAUUCGUUAUCGUCAAGUUGGUCCCCUGGUGGACCGGCAGAUUUUCCGCUUCAGUGAAGAUGGCAUGGUCAAUGCACGUUUUGAUUACACGUAUGACAGCAGCCUGCGUGUCACCAGCGUGCAAGGAGUUAUCAACGAGACACCACUACCCAUCGACCUAUAUCAGUUUGAUGACAUCUCAGGAAAGAUUGAGCAGUUUGGAAAGUUUGGUGUGAUCUAUUACGACAUAAAUCAGAUCAUAUCCACGGCAGUCAUGACAUACACAAAGCACUUUGAUGCACAUGGGCGCAUCAAGGAGAUUCAGUAUGAGAUAUUUCGUUCACUUAUGUACUGGAUCACCUUCCAGUAUGAUGAUGUGGGUAGGGUCAUCAAGAGAGAAAUCAAAAUUGGCCCCUUUGCCAACACCACCAGAUACAGCUACGAGUAUGAUGUAGAUGGCCAGCUCCAGACUGUGUACUUAAAUGACAAAGUUAUGUGGCGCUACACAUAUGACCUUAAUGGAAAUCUGCACUUGCUGAAUGCAGGAAACAGCGCCAGACUUCUGCCUCUGCGAUAUGACCUGAGAGACCGCAUCACUCGUCUUGGAGAUAUCCAGUAUAGAAUGGAUGAAGACGGCUUCCUGCGACAAAGGGGGGCUGAAAUCUUCGAGUACAACUCCAAAGGUCUCUUGGUGCGGGUCUACAGUAAGAGCAGUGGCUGGACCAUUCAGUAUCGCUAUGAUGGACUUGGUCGCAGGGUAUCCACCAAGACCAGCUUGGGCCAACACCUGCAGUACUUCUAUGCGGACCUGAGCUACCCAGCUAGGAUAACUCAUGUAUACAACCACUCCAGCUCAGAGAUCACCUCAUUCUACUAUGAUCUCCAAGGCCACCUGUUUGCCAUGGAAAUCAGCAGUGGAGAAGAGUUCUACAUAGCUUGUGAUAACACCGGCACACCUCUUGCUGUCUUCACCAGCAACGGCCUUCUGGUCAAACAGCUUCAGUACACUGCGUAUGGUGAGAUCUACUUCGACUCUAACCCAGAUUUCCAGCUUGUGCUCGGGUUUCAUGGAGGACUGUAUGACCCCCUCACCAAACUGCUGCACUUUGGGGAGCAGGAUUAUGACAUUAUGUCUGGCAGAUGGACUCUUCCAGAUAUCUCUGCUUGGAAAAAUGUUGGCAAAGAGCCAGCCCCUUUUAAUCUGUACAUGUUCAGAAAUAACAACCCCAUCAGCAAAGUCCAUGAAGUGAAAGACUAUGUCGCAGAUGUGAACAGCUGGCUUGUAACCUUUGGUUUUCACCUUCACAACACCAUUCCUGGGUUUCCAGUCCCAAAGUUUGACUUAAGCAUGCCAUCCUAUGAACUGAGGAAGAGUCAGCUCUGGGACGAUCUGCCGUCUAUCUCUGGGGUCCAGCAGGAAGUAACCAGACAAGCACAUUCCCUCUUGUCAUUUGAGCGACUGCCAGAGGUCCAUCUCAGUCGAGGUCGAAGAGGUGAAAAGUCUUGGCUGUGGUUCUCAGCUGCAAUGUCUCCCAUCGGAAGAGCUGUUAUGUUUGCCAUCUACAAAGGCAGUGUCCACACUCACACUCUCAACGUGGCAAGUGAAGACUGUAUCAAGGUUGCAACGAUUCUCAACAACGCCUUCUAUCUGGAAGACCUCCACUUCACUAUUGAAGGGAGGGACACACACUUCUUUGUUAAGCCAGGCCUUCCAGAUGCUGACCUUGCUGCACUGCACCUCACCAGUGGACACAAGACUCUUGAGAACGGUAUCAACGUGACGGUGUCACAGUCCACCACAGUCAUGGAUAGUCGGACUCGCCGUUUCGCAGAUGUGGAGAUUCGUGCCGGUGCUCUCGCUUUCCACAUCCGCUAUGGAUCCACAGUGGAUGAGGAGAAGGCACGGGUUGUUGAGCUUGCACGUCAGCGAGCCCUGGCAGGUGCCUGGGCCCGAGAGCAGCAACGAGUGCGAGAUGGCGAGGAAGGGGUUCGCCCCUGGACAGAAGGGGAGAAGAGGCAGCUACUGAGUAGUGGAAAAGUUUUGGGCUAUGAUGGGUACUAUGUGCUGUCCACUGAGCAGUAUCCAGAAUUAGCAGAUAGCUCUAAUAACAUCCACUUUCUUCGGCAAAGUGAAAUUGGGAAAAGGUAACAAUAUGAGGUGCAUUUUCUGCCAAAGAGACUCUGUUUUGGUGGAGAUAAAAAUGGAAAAAAUGAAAAGCAACUGUAUUCAGUAGUUGCUGAUAUGUACAUUGAGUGUUGUGUUUUUGUACAAAUAAAAAAGAAAGAAAGAAAGAAAAACUGUGUGUGGGGGAGGGGUCAAAAGCAGUGCUGUGCAUUGUGACUCAAAGACUUCAUAUUAAAUGUACAAUUACACUAUGCCUUAACAUGGCAAUUACAGGUCAGUUCCUCUGUAGCACAAGCCUUCUGGACUCUGGACUUCAACACAGAGGAACAAUGAUGUCUUUGAGGAAACGGUGAGAUUAUUUAGGUGUUUUAUGUUUUAUUUUUUUAUUUUUGUUCAUCAAGAAAAAUUUGGCUCAAUGAGUGUUGUGUGAACAGAGGGAAUGUUUACAUUAUGCAUAUCUGCACUUCUCUAGAAGUACCAGGCUCAUGGGUUCACAGUCCUAGAGUGAGUGUUUUUGAGCAAAUAUUUGUUUGUAAAAUCAGAGACUUCUGAUGUUUGAAAUAUCUUCACCAAACAACCACUAUGUAUACCAGAGUUAGCACUGUAAACAUCAAAACAUCUUAUUCUCUUUGAGAUGCUUUUAAAUGGGGGGAAAAAGAAGCUGUUUAAAUACCCAAUACUCAUUGUGGGGGCUGGGGAAAAAAAAACCAGGAAGGUAUGAAGAACUCUGAAGGACGAGAUGUGGAGCCGCACAGAUGUGUCUUGAUAUCACAGGGACACCAUGUUUUGUAAAUUAUCCAAGAGUUUUAUGCAUUUUUUGUCAUUUUCUUUUUUAUGAAACUGAAUAACUGUCUGUAUGAGUCAUUAACAGUAAUUUAUGUUGUGUUUAUACAUAAAUAAAGUCCAGCUGGUUUUAA
Molecule: messenger RNA, 9873 nt
Organism: Melanotaenia boesemani (Boeseman's rainbowfish)
Lineage: Eukaryota; Metazoa; Chordata; Actinopteri; Atheriniformes; Melanotaeniidae
Product: teneurin-3
Exons: 31
Coding region: 782-8980 (2732 amino acids)
Biological process (GO): signal transduction; neuron development; heterophilic cell-cell adhesion
Cellular component (GO): membrane; neuron projection
Molecular function (GO): protein heterodimerization activity; protein homodimerization activity; cell adhesion molecule binding
Source: RefSeq, a predicted model, not a curated record